Messenger RNA from Columba livia (rock pigeon), 5656 nucleotides. RefSeq names its product ring finger protein 19A, RBR E3 ubiquitin protein ligase (gene RNF19A). Gene Ontology annotation, molecular function: ubiquitin conjugating enzyme binding; zinc ion binding; ubiquitin protein ligase activity. The transcript is spliced from 10 exons. Gene Ontology annotation, cellular component: cytoplasm; ubiquitin ligase complex. The record is from RefSeq and is a predicted model, not a curated record. The coding region runs from base 1658 to 4117 and encodes 819 amino acids. Gene Ontology annotation, biological process: protein polyubiquitination; positive regulation of proteasomal ubiquitin-dependent protein catabolic process; ubiquitin-dependent protein catabolic process. NCBI's taxonomy places the organism in Eukaryota, Metazoa, Chordata, Aves, Columbiformes, Columbidae.
UACACUAGGUUUUGCACUAAUGUCGCUUUUUGACUGAACAGGAGUGGUUAGUUACACUGGUGUAACUUUGUACCAGACCUGUGAGCAGUUUCAGCAGUUCUGGCAUUAGCCAUCACAGCUCAGAAAACCCUGCUGUAGUUCUUGUCUCUAUCCUGCACUUGCUGCUGCUAAAAUAGACUGGCUUGGAUUAUUCACUUAGGCACCCAAGGUUUUCUGAAAGUUUUAUAUUUAGUUACAUUUAGCAAAAUUAUUAGUUUCUUUACGAAGAGACUUAAACAAGAACCAUGCACAGUAGCUAUUCUGUUCUCAAGGGCUGAGAUACUGUGGGGUUACAGCGGUGUAGUAAGUUUCUAUGAGUUGCCACAGUGGCAUUUAGAAACUGUGACCAAGUUCUUAGCCUGUGCCAUCCCAUGAUAAGGUAUUACAGCCUGACUUGGUCUCAUUGGAAGAAUUCAAAACUCUUAACUUGCUCCCUUUUAGUUACUUCAGUUAGUUUACUUUUUAAGUUUUAUUCAAAGUAUAUCUGUAUACCCAUUAUGUUAAUAAAACUGGUAAAAUAGCACCAGAGGAUUAAAAAGUAAUUCCUUAAUAGUUUCCAACACUUCUUAUUUUGAAGCAAAGCUAUUUCAAAAUGUGUUGGGGUGUGGUGUUUGUGGUUUGGGUUUUUGUUUGUUUUGGUGGGUUUUUUACCUUUUUUCCUACCACCCUGAAAAAAUAGAGGUUAGUUAAACCACAGAGAAAACAGAGCUGGAAGAUGCUGCCAGUCAGCUGGUCAGUAAUCUCUGCAGUGCAAGACACAAACCCCUGGCUCUUGCUGAAUUUAAAAAUCAAUAGGAGCUGGUAACAGAGAUCUGUUACCUCUUAUGUAUCCCCCCACAGCUGCUGUCUCUAUGAUAUGCCGUUCAAAUUCUGUCUGUGUGCUCUCUCUGGAACUACUGCUCUUGGUUUCAGAUGCCUCUACUACAAUAUUUGUCCCACCUUAUGUCUUGGUACGUUUUAUUUGGUUUAUCUUUAUAGUAGGGCAAACUUUAAAGCCUGCUUGAAAACCAAAGCUUGUUAGAAUUCAGUAUGUAGCCAUUACUCUUUGAUCAUGCAAAAUUACAGAGCUGAAAUUAUGUCUGUUUAUUCUGGAAAUUUGUAAGUCUUGGUUAUUUUCAUUUUGAAGCAGUUUUUCUGUAGAAAUGAUCUCAGCAUCCAGGAGUGUUGCAAUGUUUUCCACUUGCAGGAUUGGUGACACUGCAGGAAACAAAACUUUCUGAUACUGUUUCACUGGUGUAUGUAUUUACUCAGAUUAUUUUGCAAUGUUUAGUUUAGAAUUAAAAGCAGCUGCAGGAAAGUCCAGGGUAUCAGUAUUGAUUUUUUAAGAGUAAAACUGAAAGCAGGCAAUACUUGCUUUCAACUAAAAUAAAUGCAGAGGGGAAAAAAACUCUGAAAAAUUGCUUUGGGGUAAUUUUGCUAUUGCCAGAUAAUUUACUUUGCUUUUCUUAAGUCUACAUUGGACUGGAUCUGUUCAUACCAUGGAAUUCCUGUGAAGAAUUUGCUGGAACUGGAUACGUAUGAAUAUUCUGCAUGACGACUCUCAAACUGGAUUACAUAAUAAUAUGCCUGUAUCCUCUGACUCUACUAUUUUGAUCCUUAAAAAUGACUAGGAUUGUAUAUGAAAGUUAACCCAUUUCUGAUGAGUGAGCUAGACAUGAGUUUACAUCGGCAAAUGGGCUCUGAUCGGGACCUCCAGUCGUCUGCUUCGUCUGUGAGCUUGCCAUCAGUUAAAAAGGCACCAAAGAAACGAAGAAUAUCACUGGGCUCUCUUUUUCGGAGAAAAAAGGACACAAAACGCAAGUCUAGGGAUUUAAAUGGAGGGGUUGAUGGAAUUGCAAGUAUUGAAAGUAUUCAUUCAGAAAUGUGUACAGACAAGAACUCUAUUUUCUCCACAUGUACCUCUUCCGAUAAUGGAACAACCUCUAGCAGCAAACCAAGUGGAGACUUCAUGGAAUGCCCCUUAUGCCUUUUGCGGCACUCCAAGGACAGGUUCCCGGAGAUAAUGACUUGUCACCAUAGAUCUUGUGUGGAUUGCUUGCGUCAGUACCUCCGGAUAGAAAUCUCCGAGAGCAGAGUUAAUAUUAGCUGUCCAGAAUGCUCAGAACGGUUUAACCCUCAUGAUAUUCGUUUGAUACUAAAUGACGACAUCUUGAUGGAAAAAUACGAAGAGUUUAUGCUUAGGCGAUGGCUGGUUGCAGAUCCUGAUUGUAGGUGGUGCCCAGCUCCAGAUUGUGGAUAUGCUGUGAUCGCUUUUGGAUGUGCCAGCUGUCCCAAACUGACGUGUGGACGAGAAGGCUGUGGAACUGAGUUUUGCUACCACUGUAAGCAGAUUUGGCAUCCAAACCAGACCUGUGAUGCUGCUCGCCAGGAGAGAGCUCAAAGUCUGCGCCUGAGAACAAUUCGUUCUUCAUCUAUUAGCUACAGCCAGGAGUCUGGAGCAGCAGCUGAUGACAUAAAGCCAUGCCCACGCUGUGCUGCUUAUAUCAUAAAAAUGAAUGAUGGAAGCUGCAAUCAUAUGACUUGUGCUGUCUGUGGCUGUGAAUUCUGUUGGCUAUGUAUGAAAGAGAUCUCAGAUUUACAUUAUUUAAGCCCAUCAGGUUGCACAUUCUGGGGAAAGAAACCAUGGAGCCGUAAAAAGAAAAUACUGUGGCAACUAGGGACACUUGUUGGAGCUCCUGUAGGAAUUGCUUUAAUAGCUGGCAUUGCUAUUCCUGCUAUGAUUAUUGGAAUCCCUGUGUAUGUGGGACGAAAGAUUCACAAUCGAUAUGAAGGCAAAGACAUUUCAAAGCACAAGCGAAACUUGGCUAUAGCAGGUGGUGUAACCUUAUCUGUAAUUGUUUCUCCAGUUGUAGCUGCAGUAACUGUAGGUAUCGGUGUUCCUAUUAUGCUGGCUUAUGUGUAUGGAGUCGUUCCAAUUUCCCUCUGCCGAAGCGGAGGCUGUGGUGUGUCAGCAGGCAACGGAAAAGGCGUCAGGAUAGAAUUUGAUGAUGAAAAUGAUAUAAAUGUUGGUGGAACAAAUGCAGCUGUAGAUACCACUUCAGUGGCAGAGGCACGUCACAACCCCAGCAUCGGCGAAGGAAGCGUUGGCGGACUGACGGGCAGCUUGAGCGCGAGCGGUAGCCACAUGGAUAGAAUAGGAGCCAUUCGUGACAACCUCAGUGAAACUGCCAGCACCAUGGCCCUGGCUGGAGCCAGCAUAACAGGGAGUCUCUCAGGAAGCGCAAUGGUUAACUGCUUUAACAGACUGGAAGUACAAGCAGAUGUGCAGAAGGAACGAUACAGUCUGAGCGGAGAAUCUGGCACAGUUAGCUUGGGAACGGUUAGUGACAACGCCAGCACCAAAGCAAUGGCGGGAUCCAUUCUGAACUCCUACAUCCCUUUGGACAGGGAAGGCAACAGCAUGGAAGUGCAAGUGGAUAUUGAAUCCAAGCCAGCCAAGUUCAGACACAACAGCGGAAGCAGCAGUGUGGAUGAUGGCAGCGCUGCCGGCCGGAGCAAUGCCGGGUGUUCUUCGGCCUGCUUGCCAGAAAGUAAGUCUGGUGCCACCAAGUGGUCCAAAGAAACAACAGCAGGAAAAAAAUGUAAAGGUAAGCUGAGAAAGAAGAGUAGCAUGAAGAUAAAUGAGACGAGAGAGGACAUGGAUGCUCAGCUGUUGGAGCAGCAAAGCACAAACUCCAGUGAAUUUGACUCUCCCUCUCUUAGCGAUAGUAUUCCAUCUGUAGCAGAUUCUCACUCGAGUCAUUUUUCUGAGUUUAGUUGCUCAGAUAUGGAGAGUAUGAAAACUUCCUGUAGCCAUGGUUCCAACGACUAUCACACUCGCUUCACCACGGUCAGUGUUCUCCCAGAGGUGGAAAACGAUCGCUUGGAAAACUCUCCACAGCCAAGUGGAAUCUCUGCGUCUGUUCCAACAGCCCCAAGCACUGACGUUCCACAGCUGAGUUACAUCGCUGAGGAAAGCGUUCAUAGUGGAUCUUCAGCAGAUGUAGAUUUAGGUGUUGGUGAAGCACUGAAAGAAGCAAACAACAACCAUUCACAACAUGCUGGGGAAUUAAGCACUGCUAUUCAGACUGAAAUCUAAGCCUACAAGUGCUGCAAAAAUAUAUUUACCACUAAAGAACCCUGUCUGAAAGCUGGUUGAAUUACACGCAACUUCUGUAGGUUUCAGGUAACCAGCAGAAGCAAGGUUUUGAUACAGCUGCAUUUUAUAUGUUCUUGUCUGAUAAGGCAAAAUACUUCGUAUGGAUCUUAGACCUGCGUGAAGAGACAUGAAGGCUUUAACCAAGUGCAUUACAGCAGUACAAAUACGUCCAUGUUUUGUAUUUUUGCCACAACUUUGCUUGAAAGCAUACGCUUGGUGUAUUUAGGUAAAAAUUGGUAAAUUCUUAAUAUGUUAAAUGCUGAAAUGAAUAAUACGUCCUGCACUGUUCACUUGGAAAAUAUGGGGUUUGGGAUAAAUGGGUGUUAGUUGAGCAUUAGUGACUUAAAACCAUUCUUGUGUGAACUCUAAGGGAAGCAAAAGUUUUGCGGAGACCUAUACAAACAUAUUUCAACAGUGAAUAUUCAUAAUGAUAAUUUUGUUUCAUAACUGGACACACUGUAUUUAGAAUGCAUGUAGAAUGGACUGCAUAUCUUCAGAUGGAUGUAGCCUGUGUCAGAAGCAUUUGUGUGUACACUUUGAGCAAGGUUAUGGCAUUCUACUUAAUUUUGAAACAGAAGAGAUAGGUACUUAAUGUGUGGUAGAAUGGAGAUGUCACCUGUGAAGAACAGUGGGGUUACUUAUUUAUUCAUGCAACCAACCAUGCAGCAGAUAAGGCUACUAUAUAGAGUAUAAGAACUGUAAAAUAAUCCGGUCAUUUAUAAGCAUUGUAGAAAAGCAGAUGCAGUCACCUUUCAUUAGGGGGAAAAACGAUGCCCCAUCAAUUCUUGGUGCCUUUGGAAAAGACUGGGUUUGAAGUGCCUGGUCGCUUGAGGAUUUUACUGUAAUGUUUUCCAGAAUGUCCUCUUUGGCCACCUUGGAUCACAAAAGAAAGUUCUAGUGAAUAAAAUGACUGUGGUAGAUAAUUGUAUAAAAAUAAUGAAGUAUUUGCCUACCAAAGACUCACUCAGGCUUUAGUGGACAUGACAUCUCUUUGCAAGACAUGCAUAUCUUCGGUCCCAGAAUCAAAGUGCAGUGCAACGACUGCCCAAGUGCAAAGAUGGGUUCCAAAUAUGCUGGCUUUUUCUUUUGCAUAUGGAAGAUGUACAGCUGAACACACGCUGAAGUUGGCCAAAGCGCCUGCACUGUUUAACAUUUUUUUGCUAUGUAAUUCACUAAAACUAAAAAAUAAUUAAAAAAAAGAAUUGUGAAUAUCAGAAUAACAGUUAACAAUGUUCUGUCUUGUGUUUCAUGUGUUGCCAUUAUGGUGCUACUGGAAGUUUGAUGGGAUAAAAAGAAAAUGCCAUGAGCUGCAGUCCUCUUCCAUGACUUAUCCUCACAAGUUUUGGUAAUAUGCUUAUAACACUAGUGCCAGUUACGUUAUUUGAUAAUGCUUGUUACAGUAUUUGUAUAUUUGCAAUUCAGUUUUGCUCAAUAAUAUGCGUGUAAACUGCAUAUCUGAAAUAAAUGUCUACAUACUGA